Medicago truncatula (barrel medic) is the source of this 1247-nucleotide messenger RNA. Its product is annotated as fasciclin-like arabinogalactan protein 11. Gene Ontology annotation, cellular component: plasma membrane. NCBI's taxonomy places the organism in Eukaryota, Viridiplantae, Streptophyta, Magnoliopsida, Fabales, Fabaceae. Gene Ontology annotation, biological process: plant-type secondary cell wall biogenesis. The record is from RefSeq and is a predicted model, not a curated record. The transcript has a single exon. Bases 73 to 963 code for a protein of 296 amino acids.
ACUAGUACUAAUUUCCAACUACAUUUCCUACCAUUUGCAAAAGCACCAUAUCAUUAAUUCAGCAAAACCAAAAUGAUGUUGAAGAAGCAAUCUCAUCUUUUGUCCUUCUCACUUGCAAUACUAAUUUCUCUCUUGUAUUCCACUACCAUUACUUUAUCCCAAUUAUCACCAUCACCAGCUGCUGCUCCAAUACACCCUACAUUACCAGCUCCAACCACACCAGCUGCAGCCCCUAAACCAUUGGUACCUUCAUUACCAGAGGCACCCAGUGAUUCCACCCCUGACAGUUCAGGGGCCGUUGACAUCGUUGGAAUCCUAAGGAAGGCGAAGUCAUUCAACGUCCUAAUCCGACUUAUGAAAACAACACAAUUGAUCAACCAACUCAAUUCACAACUAUUGGCAACAAAAUCAGGUGGGUUGACAAUUCUUGCACCGGAUGACAACGCCUUUUCACAACUCAAAGCAGGAUUUCUCAACUCUCUUUCCGAUGGACAGAAACUCGAGCUGUUACAGUUCCACGUUAUUUCAGACUACGUAUCUAGCUCUAAUUUCGAUACUUUGACAAACCCUGUGAGAACACUUGCUGGAGCUAAACCCGGAAAGGUGGAACUGAAUGUGAUAAGUUACGGUGGAAGUGUGAACAUAUCAACAGGGGAAGUGAACACAACGAUCGAUGGCAUUAUAUAUACUGAUAAACGUCUUGCUAUUUAUAAAGUUGGCAAAGUGCUUCUUCCUAUGGAUUUCUUUUCUGUUGCUAAGGCACCAACAAAGGGACUGUCUUUGGCACCAGAGCCUUCAACAAUGACUCCAAAAGCCGAUAAGGAGAAGCCAUUAUCGCCAGAUUCCUCAGAUUCAUCUGUUAAACCCACAAAUGAUAACUCUGGUGCUGUGAAAGUGAAUGUGUAUGGAAGGUGGGCGUCUCUUGUUUUUGGAGCAGUUCUCGUGACUAUGAUGCCACAAUAAAUCAGAAUGUGAUAACUGAUUUCACAUUCUGGUUUGGAUUUAGUUACCAACUUCCUGGUCAAAAUUUUCGUGCUAUUAUUAUCAAACAUUGAGUGUUAUAAAAAUAUAUGAAAAAAGGAGUGAAUGCUGGUGAUGAAUACAUCGGGGUUAGGAGAUCUGAGAUUGUUGUGUAUUUGAAUUUAUUUAUUACUCGAGCAUUUGGCUAUGGUGGUUUUUGUACUUUUUCUUUUGGUGUGUUAUGAACAUUCUUCAAUUUAUAAACUUGACAAAAAAUAUAGAGCCAA